Molecule: messenger RNA, 560 nt
Organism: Spea bombifrons (plains spadefoot toad)
Lineage: Eukaryota; Metazoa; Chordata; Amphibia; Anura; Pelobatidae
Gene: DYNLT2B
Product: dynein light chain Tctex-type 2B
Exons: 5
Coding region: 53-427 (124 amino acids)
Biological process (GO): microtubule-based movement
Cellular component (GO): cytoplasmic dynein complex; cytoplasm
Molecular function (GO): dynein intermediate chain binding
Source: RefSeq, a predicted model, not a curated record
UACUGUGGUUACAGGCAAGCGGCUAUACUGUAGUCUGAUUGCCGAGGCAGCUAUGGGAGACAUGGAAAAUGGAGAGAAUUCGUACGUCAUCCGGCCCAACUUCCAACACAAAUUUAGAGCAGCAACAGUAAAAGAAUGUAUCAAAUCAGUAUUGAAAGAAGAACUCGCCAACAAGCAAUACGUAGCUGAAGAGGUUCCACAGUUGACGCGUUUUUUGUCAGAGACUAUAAAGGAUAAACUUAAAGGAAUGGGAUUCGAUAGGUACAAAAUGGUGGUGCAAGCUGUGAUUGGUGAACAAAGAGGUGAAGGAGUGAAAAUGGCUGCCCGGUGUUUCUGGGAUGCCGACACUGACAGCUUUGCAGAAUAUGUCUUCACAAAUGACUAUUUGUUCUGUGUUGUGGCUGCAUUCGGCUGUUUCUAUUAUUAAUUUAAAGGGGAAAGUGCUAUCUUUGUAUUACAAGCUCAAUGUUUAUAAAUAGGAAUCAUACAAAAUAUUUAUGUACAUAAACAUUUUUAAACAGUAACAAGUAAUUAAAUAAAUAUUUAUCUAUUACACGUGU